AUGUGGUGGAAGGAGUGGAAACCUGCCAUGCCUUCUCAAACAGGCGAUGACAUGUCAGAGACACGGUGAGGUCGUGCCAAACCCAUCAUUGCGUAUCGUGGUCACGCUGUGGAAGGUGAUGCAAACAAUAUGGAGUACCAUGGCGACCAUUGUGAGGGCAUGUCCUCCCUCAUUGUCGCUGCCACAAUCGCGUGUAUCGUCUAUGCUGCCGACCGGUAGGCCUUCGUGCUUCAUGUGUUAG
This is a messenger RNA of Hydatigera taeniaeformis, 241 nucleotides long. The record is from the annotation of a GenBank genome assembly. Lineage: Eukaryota; Metazoa; Platyhelminthes; Cestoda; Cyclophyllidea; Taeniidae.